UAUGACGGAAUCCAAACUGACAAAACAAAGAUUCAAACUGCAACGGUGAAUUGGUUUGAUUGGUUUUUAUUGUAGCACGCGAAUUUAAUUGUUAAAUUAUUCCGUAAUGAAAUCUUUACCUUAAUACUGCAUAGUAGUACACAUAAGUUCAUCAUGCAACAGAAAUGGAAGUGUAUUAUUUCAAAUUGGAUUAAUUGUUACUUUUACGAUAACAAUAACAAACAUGAACCACAAGUUAACCAAGAGUUGCUACUUAAUAUUAUAAAUCACCUUCGUCAAAACUUUAAUUUGAACGAGUCGAAGUCAUCAAUAUUUAGUGGACAGACAUUAGAAGAAUUUAUUGCUGAAAAGUUUCCUGGAUUCAUGUUCGAAAAUGGUACACUUCAAGCUGUAACCGAAGACGAUAUAUUCAUAGCAGCUUCUCUUUUGCUUUUCUUCGUUUGCGUUAACUCGAAAGAUGUGAACAUAAAAAGUGCCAUGUGCAGUAAACUAAGCGCGAGCGACCAAGAAAUUAUAUUAAAAUUCAGUAAAACUUUAAUGGCAUGUUCGAAGAUUUCACCUCUUGAUGUAGUUGCUGCUAUAACAGAAGCUUGCGGUCCCGACAUGUCUACUGGCGAGGGUAGCGGACGCUCUUUGGUAGCAGAGACUCCACCCGCGUUGCGCUCGCUUCACGGCGAGGUGCGCCGCCUGCAGGCCGCGCUCGAUGCUGAGCGCUUUGACAGGAAUUACCUGCAGGAUGAGCUUGCCAGGACCAAUUUAAAGCUAGAGAAGUUAGUAAAAGACAAAGAACAAUACAAGAUAGAUAUAGUGAAUCUGAAGGCAAAGAUUUCGAUGUGUUGCGGCCAGGAGUCCGAGGUGCGCGACGGAGAGACGGACAGCAGUGAGAUUAGUAAGCUAACGAAACAAUUGCAGCAGAUGGAACAGCGCCUUGUGGAUGUGCAAGAAGAACUGGACGAGGUCAAACACGAGAGAGACACAUUGAAAACAAAGUUGGACAAUUUGAAAUGUGAAUGCGAUAGAUUGAUAAUGUUAAAUCAACAAGAGAGCUCUCAAGCCACUCAACUAGCCGAGGAGUUGGAGAACGAGAGGCGACUGAGUCAGAGCCUCCGCGAGCUGGUGAUUGAGCUCCGGCAGCACAACCAACGUAAUGGACUCGACGCCAGUAUGGAGUGUGACGAUCCUGACACCAGUGUACAGUCUUUACAACGGAGUUUCUCUGUUUGUAAUGAUGUUUGUGCUGUUGUGGAAGUCCAGUUAGGCGAAGAAAGAGCGAAAAUUGAAGCUCUCAAACAACAAAUAAAUGUAUUACAGGAUGAAUGUAAUGGACACCAACAAAAUGUCAACACAUUCAAGAAGAUAAUUUCGGAUAAAGAGAAUGAAAAUUUUGACCUUAAACAUCGAAUUAAUGAAGAAAUUGAGGACAAAAAUAAUUUAAAAUGUUUUUUCGAUAACGAAAUUACGAAACUGAACAAUAUUGUUAAUGAAUUAGAACAAAAACUUAAGUCCCAAAGUGAGCAAUGCAAGAUGAUAAAUGAAAAACACUUACACGAGGUUCAAACAUUACAGGAAGAAAAAAUGUCGCUUCUUCAAAGUUUGUCAGACCAAGCUAAAACGUCAGAUAAUCAAAUAAAGGAAUUAAAAGAGGCAUUAGACACAGAGAAAGCUUCUAAAAAUAAUAUGAGAGAUGACUAUGAAAAUCGUGUUAUGAAAUUAAAAGAAAAAGUAUUGAAUAGAAAUAAUGAGUUGGUGGAGUUACAAAAUAAGAUUUUACAGAAAAGUGAAGUUAUUGAACAAAUAAGUUUAGAACUUCGUAAAGAGAAGGAAUUAAAUAAUGCUAAGAUUAACGAACUUACUAAUGAUUUAACAGUUUUGAACGGACAAAAAAUCAAAAUAGAAAAAGAUCUACAGGAGAAAUGUUUAGAUAUUGCAAAAUUGAUAGAAAAAUUACACAAACGUGAUGUUUCCAUAGACAACUUGAACAAAGAGAUCGAAUGUUUUAAAACAUCUGCAGCUAAUUUAAAGGAAGAAUGUAGAAUUUUAGAAGAAACGAAGCAGUCUUUACUUGAUGACGUUCAAAAUCGACAAGUCAGUGCUGAAAAAAUGCGCAAAGAAUUAGAUAACUUGAGACAGUUGCACAGUGAAGAGAAAGAUAAAAUUCAAUGCAAAGUAGACGAAAUGUGCGCCAUGGUCAAAUCACUUCAAACUCAAUUACAAAAUGAGAUAGAUUUUAAAAUAGGAUUGCAACAUGAGUUAGAAAAGACACAAGGUGUUAUUACAAAAUUAUCAAAUACUAAUACAAAACUAAACACUGAAUUGUCAGAAACUGUCACAAAAAUGCAAGAAAAAGAAGAGAUUAUCAUGACGAAGGAUUUGGCUCUACAAGAAGAACGAGAUAAGUGUUCGAAUUUAAAACGAGUCUUUGACGAGCUUAAUGUUAAUAUUGGAAAAGUUUCAAAUGAAGUUUUACAAAAGAGUCAAAUAAUAGAAGAAUACGAAAAAUUGAAUAAAUCGUUGCAGGAAGAAAUCACAAAAAAUAGUGAAAAAAUGAGUACACUUCAUACAGAGUUGGAAAAUCUUAACAAAGAAAAGAUGAGUUUGCAAAUUUCCAUUGAAUCAUUAAAUAAUGAAAAACAUGAAAUUAUAAAAGAAAAGGAUUUACUCUUACGUACAGAAAAGGAAAAACUUGGAGUACUCAAAAAGGAGUGCCAUAGUUUACAAACUUUUAUUGAAUCAUUGAAGAAUGAUAGCAAUAAAUUUAUAAAAGAAAAGGAUUUACUUUUACAAAAAGAAAAAGAAACUCAAGAAGAACUUAAAAAAGAAUAUGGAAAUUUGCAAACUUUCGUCGAAUCAUUAAAGAAUGAAAAAGAUAAAAUUAUAAAAGAAAAGGAUUUACUUUUACAUAAAGAAAUGGAAACGCACGAUGUACUUAAAAAGGAGUAUGAUAAUCUGCAAAGUUUCGUGGAAUCAUCAAAGAAGGAGAAAGAUGAAAUUAUAAAAGAAAAAGAUUUACUUCUACAUAAGGAAAAGGAAGCACAUGAAGUACUUAAAAAGGAAUGUGAUAGUCUGCAAAUGUAUGUCGAAUCAUUAAAGAAUGAAAAAGAUACAUUUAUAAAAGAUACGGAUUUACUUUUCCAGAAAGAAAAAGAAACAUAUGAUGUACUUAAAAAGGAGUAUGAUAGCCUGCAAACUUUCUUGGAAUCAUCAAAGAAGGAGAAAGAUGAAAUUAUAAAAGAAAAAGAUUUACUUCUACAUAAGGAAAAGGAAGCACAUGAAGUACUUAAAAAGGAGUGUAAUAGUCUUAAAACUAAUUUGGAAAAACUUUCCAGUGAAUUAAUAUUAAAAGAUAAAUUAAUUCAAGAUUGUAAUAAUAAUCUGGAACAUUUAAAUACGGCUUAUCAGGAUAAAAUUACAAAAUCCAAUGAAAUUAUUGAUUCUCUGAAAGCAGAUUUGAUUAAAGUGAAUGCAGAAAAGCAAAGCCUUCAAGUAUUAAUAAAAUCACUAACAGACGAGAAAAAUGAAAUCAUCGCAGAAAAGGAAGAAAUUUUGCGUAAUGAAAAGGAAUUGUAUAAUAAAUUGAAACAGGAUGAUGAAAAAAUUAAAACAGACUUAGUAAAAGCAUCCAAAGAAUUGACAAUAAAAGAUACUUUAUUAAAAGAAUAUGAAAUUAAACUGACAAAUUCAAAUAAUUAUUGUCAAACAGAGAUCUCUAAAUAUAAAGAAAAAAUUGAUUUACUCAACCAAGAUUUGACUAUUGCUAAUGCGCAAGAACAUAAACUCCAGGACACCAUUCGUUCAAUAACACAAGAAAAAGAUGUGAUUAUUAAAGAAACUGAAACACUUUUACAAGCAGAAAAAGAAAUGUAUGCAAAACUUAAACAAGACUAUAACAAACUUAAUAAAGACAUCGAAGAACUAAAUAUUGACACUAAAGAGAAAGACAAAAUAAUACUAAAAUGUGAAAACGAACUGCGAAAUCUUAAUAAAUUAUUACAGGACGAAGUAAAUAAAAAUACUGAAAUCAUUACCUCAAUUAAUGGAGAGUUAAAGUCAGUUAACGCCGAGAAAGAAAACCUUCACAAAACUAUAAUGUCAUUGAAUGAUGAAAAAAACAAUUUGAUUAAAAUUGUUAAUGAAAAAUCAAAUAUUAUUUCGGAAUUGGAGUCGGAACGUGAAUCAUUAUCAAGAAAAAUGGAAGAGAAAGGCGCAACUAUUCACGGUUUGGAGCAAAAGUUACAGGACAAAAUGUUGGCCUUUAUGGAAAUAGAAAAUAAUUUCGGUAUAGAAAUAUCAAAACUUAUGACCAAAUUGAGUGACGCUGAAAAAACAUUCAAAGAUAUUAAGGCAAAAUCGAAUAAGAUUAUAGAAAAUCAGGAAUUACAAAUACAAUCAUUGAAUGGAGACAUAUUUACUUUAAAGGGUAAACUUGAAAAUAGUCUUAAAGAAAUAGGCAAAUUGGAAAACAAAUUAAAAGAUAUAAAUUUGAGAUAUGAAAAAGAAAGAAAAGAUUAUCAAAACAAGUGUAACAGUCUAGAAGAAGCAAACAAUAUGAUGAAAAAUGAAAUUGUAUUAAAAGAGACUAGUAUUUGUGAACUGGACAAGAAAAAUACUUUAUUGUCUUCUGUGGUUACAGAGCUAGAAAAAGAACUAACCAUUUUGCGGGAUGCAAAUAAUGAAUGGAAAUGUAAUAAAGAUCUUAUGGAUGACAAUAUAAAGGUAGAAAAGGAAAGAUUAAUGAAGACGAUAGAAGAACUUAACAUUAAAACAGGAGAAUUAAGUGAAGAGUUAAAAGAAAAAUCACUUAAAAUUAAUAGUUUAGAAGAAGAAUUAAAAGUAUAUUUUAAUGAAAAAGCCACAUCAGAGAAAGAAAAGUGUCUCUACAAAGCAUUGUUGGUUGAAUUAGAAAAAGAUAAAGACAAUCUGAUCAGUGAAAAUAAAAUAUUAGAAAGUGAGAACGAAGAGUUGCUUGAAGGAAGAAGUAACUUAGAAUCAAACUUAAUUAAAUUGAAAACUAACUUUGAUGAAUUGAAAAGUAACUUGGUCAUACUUGAAGAAGAAAAAGCUAAUAUUAUCAAUGAGCUGGAAAGAACAAAGUCCUGUAUGAAUACUUAUAAUGAAUUAAACAUACAAUUAAAACAGGAAAUAAAAGAACUGAAAAUUGAAAAGGAUAAUCUAAAUGAGGAGAGAAAUUUGAUUUUGUCAAGAAUAGCCGAUGUUGAAAAUGAAAAGCUUAUUUUAAAAAAUGAAGUGCUACCAAAACUGAAAGAAGACAAUUUAAGAUUGACGAAAUUAAUUGAUGAAGAUAAAACCGUUAUAACUAACUUAGAGAAACUAAUCAAAGAGAAAUCUGAACAAAAUGAUAAACUGUGUCAAGAUUAUGACGCGGAGAAAGUGACUCUUACGAAUAAAUGCCAAGUUUUGGAAGAAAAUCUCAAAGAAGCUGAAUUGAAUCUUGAUAAAAGAAACGCCGAAAUAAAUGAGCUAAGAAAAGAACUAGAAAUAUCUAUAUCAGAUGCAAAACAUCGUGAAACUGAAUUACAAGAAAAUAAUAAAACAUUACUUGAACAAUAUGAAGAAAAAGAGAUGAAAAUACAUAAAUUAAUACAAGAUUUAGAAGAAGAAAAAGCGAAUAUGACACGAUGUCAACAAGAACUCCAAAGUAAGGAAAUUAGAAUCUUAGAACUUAAACAAAGACUUAAUAUGGCUGAAACUGAGAAUAGAGGAACUGAAAAUGAGAAAUUACAUUAUACGGAAACUCUUAAGAAAAAAGAUGAAGAAUGUGCAUUAUUGAGAAACGAGAACAACGAAUGGAAAAUUAAAAUGGACGCAUUGGAUGUUGAAUUUAAAGCUGAAAAGAAUUCUUUACAAAAUGAACUACAAAUACAAGUUAUUAAAAAUGAACAACUAGCACAAGAUCUAGAACUGACAGUCCAACAAUCAAAUGAGCUUAAUAACAAAUUAUUGACUUACAAUAAUGACAUGACGGAAUUGAAAAAAGAAAUUAAUGACAUUAAAAAUGAAAAAGAAAAAAUUUCGAACGACAAUAAUGUACUAAUUCAAGACAAUAAUAACAAUAUUGCAAAAUUAAAUAACCUACAAAAAGAAUUUGUUGUUGCCCAAAAUGAAUUGACUCAAAUUAAACAGGAUAACUUGCAAUUGAAAAGUAUUUUUAAAGAAAAUAUUGAUAAUUUAGAUAUUAAUGACAAAUGUAGAAUUUUAAAAGAAUGCAAUACAAAAAUAGAACAAACAUUAGAACAACGACGAACAGAAAUAAAUGCACUAAAAGAGGAAAUUAAGAUUGUGACAACCGAAGCCAAAAUACAUGAAACUGACUUGAAACAGAAGAACGAAAUGCUUACAAAGACUUUAGAAGAAAAGGACGAUGUUAUUUUAAAAAUCAAUGAGGAAAUAGCUAAAGAAAAAAUACUUAAUGGCGAAUAUCAUAAACAAGUGCAGUUACAUCAAAACGAUAUCAGUGAAUUGGAGAAGAAAUUGAGCCAAUUAAAAGAUGAUAUCGAUCGAAAUAAUUGGGAAACUGAAACAAAUGACGCCGGCAUAAUUGAAAUGUGUGGUGAGGUAGAGGCGCGUGUCCGCGGGCGCGGGCCUCACUCUGACGCACAGGUACAUAGCUCAUCAUCCGACAUCACUCAUACCGCCACUGAGAAGAACAAAAUCAUUUCUGAUCUAGAGAGAAUACUGAAUGAUAAAAAUAGAACAAUUAGUAAUCUUAAUAGUGAUAUAACUUACUUGAAGUCGUUGAUGGCCGAGUCGGAAAGUCAAGUGCUGGACAGGAACAAGGAACUGGAGUCGAGCAGAGAGAACUGCCAGCAGCUCUCGCUUCAGCUCAAGAAAAUCGUGCACCAAAAGAAUGAGGAGAUUAUGGAUCUGAAGAGGCAGAUCACCAAGAUGAGCCUCACGGAGAAUCGCGCCUCGCAGAUAAUCAAGGUGUCCGCCAGAUAUCAGGAGAUCAUACAAAAAAGGAUCGCAGAAAUUAAAUCCGAUACCGUGCUAAAGGAGUUGACGAACUUCGGCAACGCGGCCAACGGCGACCUGAAGCGCAGCUUGAACUCGGGCUCCAUCACCAUGGAGGACCUCGAGAACUUCCUGGAGACCACCGACAGGCACCUUCGCAAGUGCGCAGAGAAGCGCGCCGCGUUGCAGAAGGAGCGAGACAGACUGCUCGAGAUCAACAGGAUUAACGAGUCGGACGUUAUCAACAUAAAGAAGUUCCUCACCGAGCUCUCCGUCAGCGUAAAGACGUUCAAUUCUUACAAGGAGAUGUACUCACAAAAAAUAAGUAGAGUCAUUCUCCUGCAAAGGACGGUGAGGCGAGAGAUACUGAAGGUGGAGGAGCGGCUGUGCGAGGAGGCGAGGUGUAAGCUGGAGCGCACGUACGCGGCCGUCAUGCAGGACCUGGUCGAGUGCGCCCUCAACAUGGAGCGCUGGGUGGAGCGCUGCGUUGCGCGCGCCUUCUCCUCGGAGAAGUUGAAGCAGGCCUUCAUGAACGACCUCGACCGCGCCUCCCUCGCCCCCGCCUCCUUCCAGAGCGCCGCCCUCGAGGCGCAAAUAGACGAGCUGGAGAACUCCUUCCAGAAGGUCCUGGAGGAGGUGGCCCGCGCGCUGAAGGGCGAGGGCGUGGCCGGGGGGCGGCGCGCGGCGGGCGGCGGGGGCACCGUGGCGGAGGUGCGCGCCGAGUACGAGGACAAGCUCACCCGGAUGAAGGCGAAAAUGAAAGAGUUGUACAGCCAAGAGAUCGAGGUGUUCAAGGAGCGGCAGCGGCGGGAGGUGGAGGAGCUGGAGCGCGAGGUGGCGGCGACCCGCGCGCGGCUCGCGGAGACCAGCGGCGCCUACGAGGAGCACAUCCGCGGCCUCACCAGCGAGCUGUGGAGGCUCGGCGAGAGACUCGUCGAGCGCGAUGAGGACCGCCCCCGCGCGCCGCGCACUCCCCGCACUCUGCGCGCGCCCUCGCUCAUGUCCCUGCAGCAGAUGCCUUCGUCCUUUGCGGUGACACACGCGGAGGAUCAGAGCCGAGCAUCCGACACGCAUUCCUUGAGGUCUCUUCCUGUAAAUAUAAAUAACAAGAAAAAAGAAGGUCGCGGCUUGCACAUGUCCGAUGAGGAGGGCGAGGUGUUCGACAACCGGUACCUGCGCGAGCUGCGGUCUCCGAGCGAGGCGGGGCGCGGCGCGGGGGCGGGGCGCGCGAGCGAGCUGGCCACGCCCCGCGCCCGCGGAGACCCCUCCCUCCGCCUUUCCGAGCUGCGCUGGCGCAACUCGCUCUGUCUGCCGCAUCUUAAGAGCUCGUACCCCGCCGAGACACAGUUCGUAGCGGCACAUGAAGACGAAAUUAAGGCUGUUCCCGCCAACGCGACAGUCGGCGGGCGUCAGCGCAAAGAGGUGGGCAUCACGGCGUACAAGAAGCCCGGCCCGCCCACACCCAGCAAGCAGGCCGGCCGCCUCUCCGCCACGGACUGUGAGCUGCGGGAGUCGCUGCGGGUGGAGGUGGAGCCGCAGGGUGCAGGGGGCGGGGCGCAGGCGGGGCGGCGCACGGCCACGCCCUCGAGACUGCGCGCGCUCUUUACCUCCAACAGGAGCGACGCCGUCGAAGGCACCCCUCGAAGUAGAAGAUUGAGUAAUUUCUUCAGGAAAAAAUAA
Papilio machaon (common yellow swallowtail) is the source of this 8649-nucleotide messenger RNA. Its product is annotated as COP1-interactive protein 1-like. The record is from RefSeq and is a predicted model, not a curated record. Bases 154 to 8649 code for a protein of 2831 amino acids. NCBI's taxonomy places the organism in Eukaryota, Metazoa, Arthropoda, Insecta, Lepidoptera, Papilionidae. The transcript has 19 exons.